AUGGCGGCGUCCGUGUGCAGGGUGACAGGGUUAUUUUGUAAGAUCAGAGGCAUUAUUCAAACAAAAAGAAACCUUUCUUCUUCACAAACACUGGUCCAGAAGAUUCCAGAUUCCUUGUGGAAAUUAGGACGGCUCAAUCAUGUUGCCAUUGCUGUUCCUGACUUAGAAAAAGCCAAGUCUGUGUAUCAGAAUGUCUUAGGGGCCCAUGUGAGCGAGACUGUCCCUCUUCCUGAACAUGGGGUGUACACCGUGUUUGUAGAACUUGGAAACACAAAGCUGGAACUUCUCCAUCCCCUGGGACAGAACAGCCCGAUCUCUGGUUUCCUGCAGAAGAACAAGGCUGGUGGAAUGCAUCAUAUAUGUAUUGAGGUGGAUGAUAUCAAAGAAGCAAUGUCUGAUCUCAAAAAGAAAAACAUUAGACUUCUAAGUGAAGAGCCUAAAAUAGGUGCCCAUGGCAAGCCAGUUGUCUUCCUGCACCCAAAAGACUGUGAUGGUGUCCUCCUAGAGCUUGAACAAGCCUAG
Nanorana parkeri is the source of this 522-nucleotide messenger RNA. RefSeq names its product methylmalonyl-CoA epimerase (gene MCEE). Bases 1 to 522 code for a protein of 173 amino acids. The record is from RefSeq and is a predicted model, not a curated record. The transcript is spliced from 3 exons. NCBI's taxonomy places the organism in Eukaryota, Metazoa, Chordata, Amphibia, Anura, Dicroglossidae. Gene Ontology annotation, cellular component: mitochondrion. Gene Ontology annotation, molecular function: methylmalonyl-CoA epimerase activity. Gene Ontology annotation, biological process: L-methylmalonyl-CoA metabolic process.